Quercus robur (English oak) is the source of this 3776-nucleotide messenger RNA. RefSeq lists its product as uncharacterized. Bases 72 to 3488 code for a protein of 1138 amino acids. NCBI's taxonomy places the organism in Eukaryota, Viridiplantae, Streptophyta, Magnoliopsida, Fagales, Fagaceae. The transcript has 8 exons. The record is from RefSeq and is a predicted model, not a curated record.
UGGAGGAGUGCAGUAGACAAAACAAAAGCCCACCGAACUGGUGUUUGAGAGAGUGCGAGGGCGAGAGUGCGAUGAAGGAAGCCAAAUUGGUGGUGGUGUUGUUAUUGUUGUUGGUUGUUGUUGUAGCCGUGGUUGAUAGUGAAUCAUCAUCGGAAUGGCAGCUCCUAACCAAACAAAACUUCUCUUCUCAGAUCCGACAAAACCCUUAUAUCCUCCUCUUCAUCACUCUUCCCUGGUCUGGUGAGUCUCGUUCCCUUAUGAAAGAAGUAGCACAUGUGGUUUCUGAUAGACAACAGGAGGAGUUUAGAUCCUUGAAGUUGAUGUUUAUGUUUAGAAAUACGGAGAAGAUGCUAGCAGAUGCUAUUAUUGCUGCUGCUGCUGUUCCUCCUAAUGAGGAGGAGGAGGAAAUUACCAUUUUAUUCUACCUCCAUUCUGUAUCUUACAAAUAUCGAGGACCAUUUCGUGCACUCAAUAUUUUGUCUUCACUCUUACCCCAUAUCUCCAACUCCAACUCCAGCUCCAAUCAACCUCAACCUCAACCUCCCCUCCUCAACACUCCUGACCACUUGAACUCUUUUCUUGCUUCAACUGACAAGGCCUUACUUCUCCUCGAAUUUUGCGGAUGGACUCCUAAUUUGCUGGCCAACCACAACAUUAAUCAUUUUGGUGUUGGUGUGCAAGAAGAUCUUCUUGGAAAUGACUUUAAUGCAGAGGCAAAUCAAACACUGGCAGAUACAAGGAAGAAUAAUCAGAAGGUGGCUGGGGAUGAAAUAUUGAAAUGUGGUGUUGAAAAUAGUUUCAACGGAGUUCCUUGGCUUGGGCAAUUCAGCUCGGUAAAUGAAACUGCUUCCUUCGAGGAGGUUGAGAAUGUAAGCUCUGGUGUUAUAUCAUCUUGUACCUUACAAGAAUUUCAGCAGUUUGAGUCUUUCUUCUCGAAGUUUAUGAAUGUUGCAAGAGAGUUUUUCCUGGCCCCUGAAAGGCAUAGAUUUGGUUUGGUAUCAGAAAGAUCAAUGCUUUCGUCUCUUGGUCUUGAAGAUUCUAGUUCAUGGUUAGCAGUACUUCAUGUUGCUGGAUGUCCCACAUGUUCAAGGAUUCUUAAAGAAGAGGAUGACCUCAAGGAUGUUUUACAGAUGGAUAGUUCUGUUGUUAUGGAGCUGGAAGGUGAUAGGCAUGAUAUUGAGCCUGUUUUACCUGCAAAUAAGCCAUCAAUACUUUUAUUUGUGGAUAGAUCAUCUGACUCGUCUGAAACCAGAGGAAAGGGCAAAGAGGCUCUUGAUACUUUUAGAGAACUGGCACUGCACUAUCAUAUUUCAUAUCAGAUGGGUGAGCCUAAGAGGGCCAAGCCUGAGAAAUCCUCAGUCCAAUAUUAUCAAGCAUGGGGUGGUAAAUCUAAACAUCCUAGAUUAAAACUAUCUCUGACAGCUCAGAAGAUUAAAUUAAAAGAGAAGCUGUCUACUAUCAUGAUCCUAAAUGAGGAUAAACAUGUCACUUUGGAUAAAAUAUCUUCAGAUCAAGAAGGUAGUUCCUUGCAUAAGAUCCUAGCACACCUUCUUCGGCAAAAUAAAGAAGGUAAAUUAAGCUCCCUUGCAAAGGAAUUGGGUUUCCAACUUUUAUCUGAUGAUGUUGACAUUAAGUCAGUAAAUACAUUACCAUCGGAUGCAGUUCAGUCUAAUCAAGUGUCACCUGCAGUGUUUAAGGAAGGCCUUGUCUCAAACAGUGUUGAUUUAGAUAAAGAUCAAUUGCCACAAAGGGCAAGUUUAUCUGCUAAGAUGAAUGAGGAAAGUUCUGAACUCACAGAUGGUGAGCCUUCUUCUGAGUAUGAUGAAGAGAAGACGGCUUUUUAUGAUGAUAAAAGUAAGCAGUUAAUAUCAUUAGAAGCUCACCAAUCUGUAACCGCUCUUGAAGAAGUUGCCACUGCUCAAGAUUUGGUAGUGGAAGAAAAAAGUUUUGAAAAUGUAGUGGUUGAAGAAAAGAGCUCUGAAGAUGCAGUCUUGGAAGAAAAAGGUUUUUUGUUGGUGGACAACUUAAGGGAGCAACAGCUUCACUUUCAAGGCUUUGAGGGUUCCUUUUUCUUUUCUGAUGGCAACUAUCGGUUACUUAGAGCUCUGACCGGUGGCUCAAACAUUCCAUCCUUGGUAAUAAUUGAUCCCCUUUUGCAGCAGCAUUAUGUAUUACCCCAAGAGUCAGAUUUCAGCUACUCUUCACUGGCUGAUUUUCUCUCUGGUUUUCUUAAUGGGACUCUUCCUCCAUAUCAACUGUCUGAAUCCAUUAUUCGAAGCCCUAGGGAGGCCACUGUCCCUCCAUUUGUUAAUGUGGAUUUUCACGAGGUGGAUUCAAUCCCUCAAAUUACGAUUCAUAGAUUGUCUGAGCUGGUUCUUGGUGUUAAUCAAUCUAACACCAACAAUGUGGUCCAUGCAUGGAAUAGGGAUGUGUUGGUCCUUUUUAGCAAUAGUUGGUGUGGGUUUUGUCAGAGAAUGGAAUUGGUUGUUCGUGAGGUUUAUCGGGCUGUGAAGGGUUACAUGAAUGUGUUAAGGAGUGGAUCAAGGAAUGGAGAAAAGGUGUUUAAUGGUGACAACUUGAAGGAUGCCCUGGUUGAACUUCCACUGAUCUAUUUAAUGGAUUGCACAUUGAAUGAUUGCAGUUUGAUACUCAAAUCAAUGGAUCAGAGAGAAGUUUAUCCUGCUCUGAUAUUAUUUCCAGCAGAAAGCCGGAAUGCCAUUCUCUAUGAUGGAGAUAUGGCUGUAGCUGACAUAAUCAGGUUCAUAGCUGACCAAGGCAGCAAUUCGCGUAAUCUUAUCAGCAAUAAGGGCAUUAUUUGGAAUGUUGCCAAAAGAGGUGGCGGGCAUCAGAAUCCAUUCAAGGAGGUGUCACCCACUGAAAUUCGUGAUGAAAUUUCUACUUCCAAGUACAAAUCCCAUGAAGUCCUAUUAAAAGACAGGGAAAUGGAAAGAGUCGGUGAAUACAAUCAAAUCAAAUCUCACACAUCAAAAGACUUGCACGAAAGGGCUCCUCAUGUGGUGGCUGGUUCUAUCCUAGUUGCUACUGAAAAACUUCUUGGCGUACAACCAUUUGAUAAGUCAGUAAUUCUCAUUGUGAAAGCUGAUCAGAGUAAUGGAUUUCAAGGUCUAAUUAUCAACAAGCAUAUCAGAUGGGAAUCUCUGCAUGAACUGGAAGAAAGGUUAGAAAUGUUAAAAGAGGCUCCUCUGUCCUUUGGGGGGCCGCUUAUGAUACGCGGAAUGCCUCUUGUCUCUUUAACUCGAAGUGCUACUAAAGAUCAGUAUCCUGAAGUCCUACCAGGUGUCUACUUUGUUGAUCAAGUAGCGACAAUUCAUGAAAUCAAGGAGUUUAAGUCAGACGAUCAAUCAAUUGCUGACUUUUGGUUUUUCGUGGGCUACUCUAGUUGGGGUUGGGAACAGCUGUUUGGUGAGAUUGCUGAAGGAGCCUGGAAUGUAACGGAUGAUGGUAUACAACAUUUAAAUUGGCCGUGAAUUUGACUAUUUAAUCAGCUGGGAUAUUUCAUCUCAAAUAUGAUAGAGCUUAAGGGUAACUCAAGCGGGAAGUCAAGCAGUGGACAACCACUGAAGUAUGAUUAGAAAGAGGAGCUUAGCAUAUCUUACUGUUUGAUAUGUUUGUAAUAUUUAUGGGCUACAAUUUUUUUUUUUAAAAGAAUGCCAAUACAGCCACUUUAUUUCAUAAACUGAAAAUCAGACAAGUAACAAUUAUAAAGAUUUAGAGGAAUAGACUCCAUCCAAACUAAAGAAAAACGUCUUGCUCUC